Molecule: messenger RNA, 1607 nt
Organism: Mytilinidion resinicola
Lineage: Eukaryota; Fungi; Ascomycota; Dothideomycetes; Mytilinidiales; Mytilinidiaceae
Exons: 4
Coding region: 96-1286 (396 amino acids)
Source: RefSeq, a predicted model, not a curated record
CUGACACCAACCUCCUUUGAUAAGUUUUGUCUGCUCACUUCUCCCGGAGACUCCACCUAGGUAGUCGGUUACACCACGUGAAUACUACUAGUACUAUGGAUUUCACCAUUCAACUUGGCUCUCAGGUCGCAAGAAUGACCGUCAAGUCGGUUUCAGACGACGCGUCUGACGACACAGCAGCAGUUCCGCCAUUUCUAAGACUUCCAACAGAGCUCCGGCGACGGAUCUUCAGCUUCAUGUACCCUUGGGGCGCUGUUCGCAGGGACGGACUACAAAGGCGAGCCUUGGAUCAUGUCACAGAAUUCCCACAUGAACCAGGCCUUCCAGUAUGGUCGUGGAAUUGCCCCGUAACUACCGAGCCUUGUACUCCUGAAUACGAGCAGUUCGGUGCGAUAGCGUUGUCGGAGCCUUCACAGCAAGAUGAGUUUGUUCGCGCCUGCACUAAUUGGCCCCGUCGCGCCCACCGAGCAGCCACAGAUGGGAUUGUGACGCUGAACGAAUUCGGUCUCGCCUGGAAUGGCCUUGGAAUUGCUGGCACCAAUCGCCAGAUUCGAAGAGAGGUUCAGGACUGCCUGUUUCACGACACUCAGCAGACAAUCCUGGUCGCACAUUACGCUACAACCAUUGCGGAUUACAGGUACAGAGGUCCAUUCAGAGGAUGGCAAGCUUUUCUAGAAGAUUAUCCAUUCGAAAUGUCACGUCGAGUUCAUAUCGUCAUUUCCCCAGCAAAUACCGAUCAGGACAAAAUCUAUCCGAACCGAAUCAUUUCACUGAGGGAGCGCGUCUAUGACCUUUGCAAGCGACUCCAGAAAGCCCCGGUCAUCCAAGAGCUAAUCAUUGACGCUCGAGGACCGUUCUUCGAAGUCCAAGAGGAACUUGAGUCAGCAAGUGCUUGGAUACUACGAAGGCAGGGAAUCGAUCCUGGUAGCGAGGAUGCCAAGCGCCGCAAUCUUGUUGUCAGCCGUGGACUCUACCACAACGUCCACGAAUCGCGUUCUGACCUUGAGCUGGUGCUGCAACCGUUCAAGAUUCUGAGCAACGUGCAAAGCGGCUACAUUCUUGUUAUGCCACGCCCCCAAAGAACACAUUUUGCGAACAUACUGUGCUCCGAACACAAGGUCAUCGCCCAAACGCUAAGAGAUUGUCUUGCGUCUCCCAAUAGUAAAGAGCAGGAAGCCGAGGAUGAGUACCAUGCGACUACUAGUGAAUGUUACAAGCGAAUUCGCUCGCGCAAUGCUUCAAAAUCGGGACACUCGGGCCAACUAAUAGUAAGUCGUCAGUUUUGACAUAACCUUCCCCGUACAUGUAUGUACGUGCGAAGGCACGACGGUCGAGGCCUGGACCCUAUUUGCUUUAUCAAUGGCAAUUCGGGCCAAGUACCGAGGGCUUGCGUAUUCAUUCUACGACGGGAGCUAGUGCGUUCGCGCCAGAUAGGGUCCGUUAUUCACGAUUGGUCUCUCAUUUUCUCUACGUCACUGUGGCUGGCCCUUUAGCUUUUAAUUAUACGACUUCGCUCAAUUAAGGCUACUUCGCCGCCUGACGAAGCCCGAAUCGUCACCAUCUUGGUCGGGGCUCCUAAUCCAGCCAUGGUGCUCGAGCUACGGCCA